CCCCAGACCCCAGACCAUCCUGCCCCUCCAGGGUCUAGACCCAAACGCGCCCCCCUCCCCCAUUGAUCCAUCUCCAAGGACCACUGAGCCACCGUGAAGGUGUCCCUUCACCCUGACGCUUGGCAACGGUUGCUAAGGCUGAAUCAGGCACCUCCCACUACCCCCCCUGCUGCGAGCCACGUCACUUCCGCCGGCGACCCCUUCUCCACCGGGUUCCCACCCCCCCACCCCCACCCCUGCAGCCUGUCAAAGGAUCGCAGCGACCCCGCGGAGGCCCUAGACAGGUGCUUGCCUGCUCCCUCAGGGGCUCGGGCCCGAGGGCGCCAUGGCCCCUGGCCUGUCGGUGCGGGAGAUGAGAGAGGAUGAGAAGCCUCUGGUGCUGGAGAUGCUGAAGGCCGGCGUGAAGGACACGGAGAACCGCGUGGCCCUGCACGCCCUGACCCGGCCCCCCGCCCUGCUCCUCCUGGCGGCAGCCAGCAGCGGCCUGCGCUUCGUGCUAGCCUCCUUCGCCCUGGCCCUCCUCCUGCCCGUGUUCCUGGCCGUGGCUGCCGUCAAGUUGGGCCUCAGGUCCCGGUGGGGCUCGCUGCCCCCUCCCGGUGGCCUGGGGGGCCCCUGGGUGGCGGUGCGUGGCUCUGGCGACGUGUGCGGCGUCCUAGCCCUGGAGCCCGGCACCAACGCGGGCGACGGGGCGCGGGUCACCCGCCUGUCCGUCUCCCGCUGGCACCGACGCCGCGGCGUGGGCCGGAGGCUGCUGGCCUUCGCGGAGGCCCGAGCACGCGCCUGGGCAGGGGGCAUGGGCGAGCCUCGGGCGCGUCUCGUGGUGCCCGUGGCCGUGGCCGCCUGGGGUGUGUCGGGCAUGCUGGAGGGCUGCGGGUACCAGGCGGACGGGGGCUGGGGCUGCAUGGGCUACCUGCUGGUGCGAGAGUUUAGCAAGGACCUGUGAGCCCAGCAGGUACGGAGGGCCUCCUGCGGCCCCUCCCGCCCAGGGUCAGCCUGACCAGUCCCCUGCCUUGGACACCUCCCUGCCCCGCCCUCUCCGGCCUGG
This is a messenger RNA of Echinops telfairi (small Madagascar hedgehog), 1045 nucleotides long. RefSeq names its product N-acetyltransferase 14 (putative) (gene NAT14). Gene Ontology annotation, molecular function: N-acetyltransferase activity. The transcript is spliced from 3 exons. The record is from RefSeq and is a predicted model, not a curated record. Bases 326 to 943 code for a protein of 205 amino acids. Lineage: Eukaryota; Metazoa; Chordata; Mammalia; Afrosoricida; Tenrecidae.